GUCCACAGACAGAGAGCCAUAGGGUGGGAGUGACGGCGUGAAAGAGGGAGCGGGGGUCCCCGACUUACCGACCGAAAAACGACCCACCCAUGGAUGGCAGCCAUUGCAUUCGUAGACAAAUGUAUAGAGACAGACAGACAGACAGACAGUCGCUCAUCUCUCCCUCGACAUACAUAUGCGAUAGAUACACAGAUAGAUUGAUGGGUGGAUAGCACCAGAGGUGUGUGUUUCUAUCUGGCGAGCGGAAAAAAGAGUGAUGGACACGGCUGGACUGACUUGGUGGCCGUUGAGCGGUCAGUUGCUUUGUCUGGUAUUGUCCAUGAGCUGAUGAUAUCUAUCGGAUACUCGGUGGGAGAAAAUCCGAUAGAUAUCAUCAGCCCACCUGCAGGACCAAACAAGGCAGCGCCCGCCGCCAGCAUACUCACUCCGUCAUAGAUGCUUCCAUGGUUCGUGCGAUACGAAGCCAGACAUACAGACAGACAGACAGACAGACACCCGCUCUCAAAUAUACAACACACACCCCACUCGUCCUUAUCUUUUGUCUGUCUGCAGCUUGACGCACGUGAGCAUGAAGGUAUGUAAGAUAAAGACAAUGAAGGGAUAGACAGCGGACAGACAAACAGGGAAAAACUCAGUCAAUGCACCCACUGCAGCCCCCAUCCAUUCUCACGUCUGACACUCAGACGUCCAGCAGACACGUGUCGUCGCCCCGCCGGCCAUUGGGCGACCCGCCAUCACUUCCACCACUCGCCAUGAGAGAGGCGAAUGGCGGCCGCCCGCCCCUCCACCCCACUGUCUCAUUAAUACUGUUCUCGUCACCGCCAGCCAUCUCCACGUCGAUGCUGCUGCGCGUCGAUUGCGUCGAGAAGGAACCGGCCCACUUGUCGUCAGAGGAGAGGGGGGGCGACAGGGGGAUGUCGGUCGUCUCGUCGAUGUCAGCUGUGUCGGGGUCGCUCUUGACGAGUUGGUACUGGAUGCGCUGGGAGUGGAGGGGGGGGGGGGUGUAGGAGUAGGGAACCGUCUCAAAGCUAUCGGCGGGGGCGCCGCUCAUCUCGCUGCCGUAGAUGUGCGCCUCGACUGCGUGUUGGCUGUCGUUGGGGUUGCCGAUGUCCUUCUCGAACAGCUGCACAUACGACCACACCACAUACGCGAAAUAACCUGUUUGUCGGUCGACACACACAGAGAAACACAAGACAGACAUGGGUGCAGAUGCGAGUGUCUGUCUGCACGAGUGCUGUCUGCGGUCACCGCCGAUGAAGACGUUGCCCACGAGAAGGGCGAAUAUGGUGGUCCUGACGACCGUGCAGGCCUCAGCAAAGCCGGCACUGGCACGCUGCGAGUGGUGGGCAAACAGCUUCUUUCCCUCUGCCUCCAAACCCGCACGCGCCUGAAGGACAGUGGAGGACGCACACACAGGCGGUUGUGUGUCCGUGUUGUGCCCCGCAUUUUUUGUUGGCUGUGGCUGGCAGGGCAAGGUGCUUGGCUUGCUUACUUCGUCGCAGACGAUGGCCAUCCAUACGGCGAGCCAUAUGGUGUCGACGACGAUGCACGUGACGUAGUAGAAGAAGUAGGUCUGCACGGGGGUCAGCCUGCGAUCGGACCUGAAGAUCUCUGCGUGGCGCGACGUGUUCCUGACCACACACAAACACACACACGCAUUCACACGCAAGCCUCUUCGUGUGCCGUGACUGACGGCCUGAUGGCUUGCCUGAAGACGGCCACGAGGCAGAGCAGCGAUAGCGUGAAGCGGACAGCCGCCAAUAGGAGAGCUGCAACCACACAAAACACGACACACACACACACACACAUACACACACGAGAAUGGUUGCCAUCCCUCCCCUCCUUGUCUGUGUUUGCCAUUGCCUACAUAUGCCCUCUGCGACGGGGCCGUUGCCCUCAGCAUACUCUACACACACAACACGACAGCGUCGAACAGUCAGACCAGAUGAGCGUUCGAGCGUCCUGUUCGGCCUGGGUCUAGAAGGUGCGUGUACGAUAGAUACCCUCGAACACGAUGAUGCCCGAGCUCCCGAGGACGGAAAAGAAGGCGUCCGCCUGCACACAGAGAGGAGAGGGACGGACGCACGCGCACAAGACAGCAAACCCCGUGUGUGUACGUGUGUGACACAUGCAUGUGGUUGCAGCCCGUUGGUGUGUCUGUGUGUGACGGGGCCAUACCAUGUCGAGGGAUGCGAUCCAUGUGACUCCCGCCGCCAGUGACUGGCCACAGCAAAACUGACACACCACACGCAGACACACACACACCACAGACAGACAGACAGCCAUGCGUGCGUCAGUGAGAAGAUGGGGAGAUCUCCCUUUCUCCCUCUCCCCGGUGCGUACGGACGGCCUGCAUUGUCUGUGUCUUACCCCAGUCAGUGGCUCCACCUUGAAGCCCAGCAGACCGUCGAACACCAUCUUGCCUCUGGCGCGCCGCCUUGAUAUGCACAAAUGGCGGUGUCCAGGCAACGGGAACGCAGAUCUGUAAAAAAGCAGAUGCGAUAGGGCCUCCUGUCCUCGGAAGCUUUGGUUUUUGUCCGAUGUCGGACUCUCAG
Messenger RNA from Vitrella brassicaformis, 2555 nucleotides. The record is from the annotation of a GenBank genome assembly. Lineage: Eukaryota; Vitrellaceae.